Messenger RNA from Xyrichtys novacula (pearly razorfish), 19426 nucleotides. The record is from the annotation of a GenBank genome assembly. Lineage: Eukaryota; Metazoa; Chordata; Actinopteri; Labriformes; Labridae.
AGUCCUCAGCUGUUCUGCGCAUGCGCGUUGACAGAACCUCCAUUUUGCAGUGGGCUUGCUAGCAAUCCGGUACCACUCAAGGAAUUGAAUCAGUCAACAAAGUGCAAAAAGGAAUUAUUCUACGCUGAGGUGACGCUUCCACAAUCAUAACGAUGGCUGACCCAGCAGCAGACAUGGAGGUCCUGGAGGGCGCAGAGGUCCGCAAACUGUCUGAGCUGAGGGUGAUUGACCUGAAGGCCGAGCUAAAGAAACGAAACCUGGACACGACGGGCGUCAAGAGCGUGCUAUCAGAGCGGCUGAAAAAGGUGAUUUAACUUUUUCUAUCGUUGUGUAACUCAGCUCAGCAUUUUGAUAAAUGCAGCUCGUAUGGAUGCAUGUAAGUGUGUUAUAUUUGGCCUGUUAGAGCUACCCGCCUAAGGCCUGCCAGUACAGAGCAGCAUUAGCACAAGGCCCGUCCACUCAUUGGAAACUACAGUUAGCUGGUGUUGCAGGGCUCGACAGUGCUAAUGUUUAACUCACAUUUGCGACUAAAUAUAGAUGUGUGCGAAUUGUGAAAUGUAUUUAGGGGCACACGUGCGCACAAAAAGAACCAGAACAACUGUUAUUUCAUGUAAAUACCGCGUUGAAGUUAGUUUUAGGUUGGAUAUCCGAUGGCCAUUCACUGCGUAUCUACCGGUGUCUUCUAACUCUACGUAACCAGGAAUAGUAAGAGCAGCGUGGUUACAUCCACACCGCGGUGAAGUCAGUUUUAGGUUCGAUAUCCGACGGACAUUCACUGCGUAUCUACCAUAGACUGUAUAUGCAGUAUAUACAGUAGUAUUUACAGUAUAUACAUACAUAUACACAAUAGUAUAUACAGUCUAUGGUGUCUACCGGUGUCUUCUCACUCUUUAUAACCGGGAAUAUCAACAGCAGUGCGGUUAAAUCUACUCUGCACCCUCGCCGUGAAUGUCGGGUGUUGAAUAAGGGACCAUCAAUAAAUUACCGGUUGAUAUUCUCAAAAAAGCGUGUUUCCUUCAAUAGAUUUCAUUACAUAUGACCAAUUGACCUAAAAUUGAUUUCAAAUAAUAGUAUUUAUGUCGACCAAUAAGACACACAUUAUCUUUCUUUGUGUGCUCCUUACUUUUUCAACUUGUGAAACAAAGUGUCAAGCCCCGUGUUACAUUUAUGUGUUGGAGAUUUUUACAUUUUUGACUUGAUUCAAUUUUAAGUUUUCCUGAUUUUUCAACUAUUUUUAUUUGUGUUAUUGAUCUUUAUUUAAAGGCAAUUGAGGACGAAGGUGGGGACCCUGAUGAGAUUAUCAUCACUACGGAGUUAAACCCUAAGAAAUCUACAACUAAACGGACUGUCAGAGGUAAAGUUGGCACAAGAUCGUGUGAAGUAGACACCUCGUGAACUCCAUGUGUAAAACUGUGAACUCCUGUGAACAUGGUUUACGCGACAGCAAAACUAUGCUGCACUGAGCCUCUGCUUAUGAAAUAACACACGAGCCUGAGUCUCGUGGCGUUUUAUGUGGCCUGCAGACACACAGCCUCUGUGUUAAACCACCUGCACCUGAUGGAGGUUAUAUUCCUUUUUCAUGUUGUGAACCACGUUGUAUUUAAACAGCCUGAAUAAAAUAGGAAUUAGUUGUAUCAAACAGUGUGAGUUGUUGCCAUGUGGCUCAUGUGUUACAAAAUACAGAAAUAAAAUCCUUUUUGAGAAUGUAAUGAAAAUGUUAGGGUCCAACAAUGUAACUUGUUUUCUUUUAUUUUCCAUUUACAAACAUAUGCAGUGUUAAUUUUAAAGUUUACACGAGUAAGAGUUUUUUAACCUUUCAAAACCAUGUAAAUGUUCCUAAAGUUAUUGCUGGCCAGUGUGGUCAGUUCACAGUCUGUGCAGCUGGACUUAAAGUUUAUAAAUAUUAUAGGAGUUAACUAUACACACAAAAUAGGAGUGAAUACCUCUGUCUAUGCCAGAAAAUAUUUAUAACAAAUUAUUAAUACAUACCAGGAGAAGUAUCUGUACCGGGAGAAUCCUUACACAAGAAUGGAGGAGGACAUGCAGGUGUUUAUUCAGUAACAGUCAUUCCUCAGAGUUAGACCAAUUGAAAGCAGCAUUAAAGGCUUGAGUUCUCCGCCUAAUUUUGAAGACCAAUCAUUAGCAUGUUAUCACAUCAGGCAGGGCAAAGUCUGGGUGUGGGCUGCAAGGUUUAAAUAACAGUGCAGGGAGGAGUCUGCCACGUACAUAUCCUGGACUGCAUUCAGAUCAUUCACCUCUUGUGAAAACUGACAACCGACAGUUUGCUUUGAAACCUGUCGCACUCGCAGAAAGACUUGGUCAAACCUGAAUCAUUUCUUUAUAGAUACAAAGCAAGAGACUGAUGAACCAGAGGACGGCACAAUGGAAGAGGAUUCCCGUGAUGGCCAUGUGAGUUCACCGUCAGAUUUCACUUCUGUCUGUAUUAUGGAGAACUGCUGUUACCAUGUGCCUGCUGAUUGAAAUUCUUAUUCAGUCAGAAGCUCAAGCUGCAGCUGAGCUUGCACCCCCUCUGAAUAUUUUUUCCUCAUGAAACUGUUAAGUGUAGUGUCACCUUAAAAAUCAGCCAAUUCUCUGUUAUCAGUUAUCAAUAGUUAUCAGUAACGGCACCUAAAGCUGAGACGGCUUUAAGUUUUUAGUCAGGUCUUUAAACCCUUGUAUCUGAUUGGUGCUUUUCUUAUAUUGAUAUAGGAACAACUUCUUUUGUUUGCUUUUGGAGCGACCGUUGAUCCAAUAUUUCCUUUUCUCUCUAGGAGGAGCAACAAGAUGAUCAUGAAAACAUGCAGGAAAUGGACAUCCUGGACAUGAACGUCCUUGACGAGACGGAAAAUGACAAUGGAAUACCAGCUGAGGAUGAGGAGGAGGAGGCAGAGAACUUAGAUGAAGACGCUUUGUUGAACGAAGAGCACGACAACAGGGGCUUUGAGUCUGAAGAUGAAGUGAAAGAUCCAGAGGUGAGAAUUUAGUCUGGUGAUGUUUCUUCCUGUUGAUCUUUUGCCGGUCUUUCUCUAAAUGUCUCUGUUUGUACUUUUUGAAUAGAUGGAUGAGCCUGAGAUGUUGGAAACGCGUGACUUUAUGACAGGCUUGUCGGGUGAUAUGGUAUGUUAUUUCAAGAAUGCUCAUGGUUUUAAAUCUUGAGUAAAACCCUAAUGUCGCAAGAGGACGAGUUCACUAAAUACUAUGCUUUUCUUUCAGCUGCAGGACCCAGAUGCCGAAGACGCCAAAGAAGAAACAGGUACUGUAGAAAAUGGGUUAAAAAAAAAAAAGAUGGAGACAUCUUUUUACAGUGUUGAGCUUGGAUUGCAGACACUUUGUUUAGCUUCCAUCAGGUGGAGAGACUGGAAGCCCAAAGGGAAUUGCUGGCUAUGUGUUGAAAUGAGGUUAACCACAAUUGAUAAGUCACUGGUAAAUGUAUGAAGUGUCCAGUUAUGCUCUUAAGUUGUUAAAAAACAGCAGUGGUUAACGAUUUGAUGCACAUCGACAGCAAUUACAUUUCCAGGUCAGGGAGGUGUGAGCUGUUGCUGGUGAUUGCAGUGUUUCUAGGUUGCCGCAUGAAGAUCAAGACAGAGAAGACUCGUCAAGAACUAUGAAAAGUUUUUAAAGACAUGGACUCAGCUGGAAAUCAAAUUUCUGGACUUCUGUACAUUACCUCUGGACUCUAGGAGCAUCAAAAGCUGCAAGAAGAUGAACAUCAGUGAGGAUGUCCCCGCUGCACCGCAGAUCUUGUGGCUCUCUUCAGAACUUUGAACUCUUUGUCUGCUUGGGAUCAGGUGAACAGUGGUUCAACUUGAGAUAUGAGCCAAAGUAGCUAAGUUGUCUAUUAGCCUUUUGGGUUCUUUUCCAGUCUCUCCUUAGGGUCUACUUCAUCAUUUUAAUACGUAGAUCUAAAACACAGGCCAGUGGUCAUGACGUUCCUAAUCCAGGCCUUGCCAGUUCCUCGUUAACCAUGACUGUGUUUCAGAAGUGAUUAAACUCUGUGCCAUUCUAUUCCUGUUAAAUCCGUAGAAAAUGACAAAGUAGCCGGGUCUUGUUUAUCUGAGCCGCUUAACGAAGAUCAGCACCAGAGCCACGAGACGAGCCAUGAAGAAGAGCAAGCUGCCACCACAGCCUCAGGGGAAGAAAAUGUGUCCGACACCGGCUCCAAGUCCGACAAGGCUGCCCCUGGAGACGUGGAGAGCGACAGGGAUGUUGUAGAGACUGACGCCAAAGAGGUUGGGGACGCGCAGACGGUCCCCGAAGUGACAUUUGACUCUGAGAACAAAAGCUUGCAGGCUGUUAGUGUAAGCGAACAGGGCACUGUGGGGGAUGAAACUGUUGGUUCAGAAAUGGGGUCUAAGGGUGAGGAGGAUGAGAAGACAGAAGAGAAAGCUGCUGCGGAUGCAACUUCGACUGUGAAAGAGUCCUCUUCUGUAGAGGGCGAUGAUCAGAAAAAGAGGUUUGUUGCUUUCUGUCUACUAGAAACCAAAAUGGCUAUCUCUGUUGCAUUGGCUCCUUUGUGCUAGAAAAAAUUGGAUGCUCUUUUGGAGGUAAAUACGUUCUGUGCAUUUGUGUGUUUCAUUUGUCGUUCUCUACACCCACCUGUCCCACUUGAUUACCCAUUAACAAGUAAUGCAUUGGGAUUUCGAGAGGGCACAAAUUCAUUAAUCACCGUUAAACCACUGCACUAUGGUACAUUAUGGGCGGAUCACUGUCAGAGUUGUGUUAUACCAUAAAUAACGAUUAUAUACACCUUCAUCAGUUAUUCUCACAGCUGCAUGUUUAUAGCGUGUAUUUCUUUUUCUCUAGCUCUGAGGAAAACGAUGGCAAGACCGAGUCUAAAGAUGAAAAGAGUGAGUUCAUGUUAUUUUUCCAAACGCCUCAGUGUUAAAAUUGAGUGGAUAAAUGCUCAUUAGUAAGUUCUGUAUCAAUUUGCAGCAGCUGGAGGUGGUGCUGCAGCAAGCAGUAGCAGGAACCUGUGGGUCAGUGGUCUCUCCUCCACAACCAGAGCGACUGAUUUGAAGACCCUAUUCAGCAAAUAUGGCAAGGUCAGUCUGCGUUGAUGAUCCCUUGCCAUUUUCAUAGUGCCAAGGAUGUGCAAGUGUGAGAAUUUCACACUUGUCUCAUGUCUUCCUGCAGGUUGUUGGAGCUAAGGUGGUGACAAACGCCAAGAGCCCUGGGGCUCGCUGCUACGGCUUUGUCACCAUGUCCUCCACAGAAGAGGCAACCAAGUGCAUCAGCCACCUCCACAGGACUGAGCUGCAUGGCAGGAUGAUCUCUGUGGAGCGGGUGAGGGUCGGGGGGGGCUUUUGACUUCACUUGGUUUCUCAAGGGUUGCGUGAACUGGAGGAGCUUUGGGCUAGUAAACUCAUGCUGGAGGUCACUCUAAAGCAGAAACACACCUGAUUCAAAGAUCAGCUCGUUAUUAAGCCAUUACAGAGCUUGAUAACGAGUUUAUCAUUUGAAUCAGGUGUGUUGGAGCAGGGAAACAUCCAAAACAUGCAGGACAGGGGGCCUCGAGGACUUGAUUGAGAACCAGUGCUCUAAAGAGAUCUGAAUGAAAAGUUAUCAGCCUGCUUCUAACAUAUUUUGAGACAGAAAAACUUGGUAGCUUUGUAGUUUCACCGUCUAAUAUGGUCACCGUGGAACCGUAUCUUUCAUUUACCUUUUUGAAUAAACUUGUUUCUAUCUAAACAUUGCAGGCAAAAAAUGAGCCUGUGGGGAAGAAGCCAGCUGACAAAAACGAAGCCAAGAAAUCUGGUGGUGACAGGAGACACUCUUCGGACUCCAAGUAAGACUGCUUACAAGUCCCUUACCACUCUGGCCCAGUAUUUUGGUCUGGUUUGUUUUGAAAUACCAUGGGUGAAUUCUUUUUUUUUUCUUAUAUCAUGGCAUGUACAAAUGAUAAACUAACUAGCAGUUGAGCCCCUGAUUUAAAAAACUCAAGACUAAAGUAGCCAUCAAGUUUAUAAGAAGGGAAGUAUGAAGUAUUUUUAAGUUCAUAUAGUCAUUAACCUAUUUCAUAUUUCUUUAUAGAUCUGAUGGAAAGGAUGAGAAGUCUGAGGGAGAAGGAAAAGAUGGAAAAGGUGAUUUCAGUGUUAUGAUUUCCUGCUUUGACAGUCAAAUACAAUUUUGAAGAAACACUUUUUUUCCCCCCUUUUUGAUCAAUCAAUUUAUGUUUGACAGGACGAAAUGAGAGGACUGUAGUUAUGGACAAGUCUAAAGGAGAGCCUGUCAUCAGUGUCAAGACCAAAAGCAAGGAAAGGGUGAGUUAACCGCUGUUUGUACACUGGAAAGCUGCACUCAAAUAUGAUUGUCCCCCCCCACAAACAGUGAUUGUUAUCGAAAUUAUCUGACCUCCAGGCACUUUUGCUUUGUGUUUCUUUGUCUUCAGAGCACAAAGAGUCGGGACCGCAAGUCACCCAGUAAGGAGAAGAAAGAUAUCCUAUCAUUUGACCAGAUCAAGGAGCAGAGAGAGCGAGAGAGGCAGAGACAACGAGAGAGGGAGAUCAGAGAGGUGGAGAGACGCAGAGUGACGUAAGGAUUACACACGGAGGACUUGAUACUACACUCUGAGUUAAAAGAUAAUCCUUGAAUGGUUUGAUUGUUUUAGUCAUGUACUUUAUAUCUUAAAGCCCACCACUACUUUCUGAUUCAAUCUUUUAACUUUUCCUCUAAAUACCGCAUAUUUGUAGCAGGGAGUUAUAACUUUGUUUUCUUCUCUCUUUUAGAGACCGGGAUCGCGACAACCGCCCAGACCGAGAGCGGGAGCGAAUCCGUCUGUUCCGGGAGAGAGAGGAGAGAAACCACCUGAUGAGGAAAAGACACUGGCUGGAGGUAACAUCAGAUAACCUUAAUGUAAGAAGAUCAGUCUUUUCUCUCUCACUGUGUUGCUUUCAGUGUUUGCACUUUUUGAAGACUGACAUAAAAGAAAUAGACGCCAAUAUUCAUUUGAAGAAUUUAAUGAAAUUCUUAUUAGUCAAAUUUUUGUCUUUUGCAUGUGACCUCACAAUACUUAAACGUAUCAUCUUGUCCACACAUUUCCUGCCAUAACCUACAUAUUCAAUCAUGAGAAACCUCUUAUUUAGCUUUGGGGUGAAGCAACAGGCAAAGAAAGGGUUCCUGCAGCUCUGCCUUGUUUGCUAAAAAAAAACAUUAAGUGGGGGUGGAUCACAGCCAUACAUUGGAAGAUUUGGCAGCCAUUACUGUUGACUUAUUAGUCACUAAUUUUGUUUGCUUAAUGGAGUUGUCAUCUGCUUAAGUCACAAGAUUCGUCGCACAUCACUAACAGCAAUUAAUAGCAAUUCUGAAGUCUCAUCUCAGGGUUGGAUUUUCUCCCUGAAGCUGUCGUGGUGAAUCUUGUGACUGAGGUAGACAACCGCAUGCUGUCAGGUAAACAUAAAAACGGCUGGGACCAGUAGGGCAGGCGUUCCAGUCUUCAGAGGUUUCUCUACAUACAUCCUUUUUGAGCACCCUGAAAGUGACUCGGCUCAUUUAGCAGAGUCCCUCACGUGUGCGAGUGUAGUCAUAGUAGGCAAGUGACUGCAGCUGGUCAAUUGGUUGAACUUCUGAUAGGCAGCCUUAUUCUCUAAUUAUUCUCCACUAUGACUUUUUGUUCCCUCGUAGGCUGAAAAGCAGCGGCUGGAGGCAGACCGGAUGGAGCGUCAGUUCCUGGAGCGGGAAAGGAUGCGUAUUGAGUACGAGAGGCGGCGCGAGCAAGAGAGGAUCCUCAGGGAGCGGGAGGAGCUGCGACGGCAGCAGGAGCAGCUGCGUUACGAGCAAGAGCGGAGGCCUGUGAAGAGGCCUUAUGACAUGGAGGGCAGGUAAAUAACAGAAACGGCAAAUGUACUUGUUUUGUUGCAGGGACCCGCUCAGUUGUGUUGUGUAUAAUUCUUAGACUCGCAGCAUUAAACUUAGAAUGAAACUGAGUGCUGCAGCAAUUUUUUUUAUCAGGUCAGUACAGAGCCGCUCACUGGACAAACUUAACUCUGGACAUUGUCUUUGCUUCUUCUUUUUUAAUUUUAUUUUUUUUAGGAAGGAUGACUGGCCUGAGAAGCGCAUGACCAUGGAUGACCGUUAUGGCCGCUCAGACUUCAACCGUCAGGAUCGGUAUCAGGACUUUGACCACAGGGACAGAGGUCGUUACCAAGACAAUAUGAUGAUGGACAGACGUGACAGUGCUCGGGGUAUUGGUGCGGACAGAGAUGGCCAGGUAAGACUCUGAGUAACUCUUGAGUCCGAAAGUGACAAAAACAUCCUUCAACAAAGCAUGAAAAUAUUUAUUCACAAAUUAAGAUUAUUGUCAGGACAUUUGACAUAUUGACAUUAUCUAAAGUCAGGAGAAUAACUUCUCUCACUCUGAGCAUAAGUGCACCUCUAUAAAAUGUAACAAAGACCAUCGAAAGAUUGACUAUUACAGCCCACACCUUUCUGAGGAUGAGGGUGUGAGAGAUUAACUCUUCUGUGACUCCUCUUGCAGCACUUUUCGGACCGUUCAGACCGACAUGGUAGAGAGGGUCGAGAGUCCUGGAGUGGAGGAUAUGACAAACGCAUGAAUCCCAGGUGAGUUUUACACUGAGCUGGACUGACGUUGGUCAAACAUUUUCCCUGAAAACUGGAACGUGCGAAAAAACAUGUUUGUCUUUUUAGGGAAGGAAGUCGAGACUGGGACUCCAAUCGAAAGGUGGAUGGAGACAGAUCAUGGCAAAGUAUGUGCAAGGAUUGUUUUAGAAAUACCAUGAUGUACAUUUUAAAGUCAUGGACUCUAUGAAAAACUGUACCCACACCCACAGUGGUCUAAUGUUGACAUUCUUGUUCCAGAUAGAGAUGGUGCCAUCCCAGGCCAGAGCCACAUGGCGCGUGGAGGGAUGACAGGGUGAGGACUGAGUAUCUGGGAUUUAAAGCGACUUUACUUCAUUUAUAAUUUAGGCCAUUUCAAGAUGCAGGCAGUCUUUGUAAUCAAUAGUUGUGUGUCUUUUUCAUCAGAAGCCGUGGGGGCUACAUGAACACAGGAACGUCUCAGUCCCUCUCCGGAGCUCUGAACAGACAGAACCAGCUGAUGCAGGGCAGCGGGCUGCAGGGUGGAGCUUUUGGUCGACGUUACUGAAGUCUUGAAGAUAUGAGUGGAACCCUUUGAGGAGGUCACGUCACUCAGACUGUGACCAUCUUGCUCUUGUACAUGUUUUUAAUUGGAUAUUCCUUUUUUGACACAACUCCAAUGGAUUUUGAUGAAGACCUUUUUAUUUUUAAGUUGCCUACAUUUUUUUUUCUUUUUGUGUGUGUGUGUAUGUGUGCUUUCAUAGUGAUUCCCCUUCCUUGUAUUUCGCAUUUGGUCAUAUCUGCAGUGUUUGAAUAGCACAUCCAUCCCUGCAUCCGAAAAUGUAUUUUACACAGCUCUAUGUUGUAUGGAGGAGAGUCAUUUACGACUCUGAUAUCGAACUUCACAUGUUUUUAGAUGCCUGGGUUAAUGGACCUAACCUUUCCAGUCUUCCCAGUUUGUGUCUGAAAUGUAUUGCAGGAUUUUCCAUUCUCGUCAGACAAGUUUUCGUCUAAAUAAAUUUGUUCAAGAUUCAAACUGGUUUUGGAUGUUUUCUUUUAUAAUUCGAUGGUUGGUACAGUUGUGCUGCUAUGGAAAAGGUUCUUAAGCUUGAUGUCACAUUCUGGUAAACCAUUUUAUUUUUACUUUGUCAAUCUGCGUUCUGUACAUAAUAUUGGAUUUGUGUGAUCAAUGAAUUAUAGUAAUAAAUCCUCCUGAAUUAUGUUUGUGUUCAGAAUUCUUUGACUCUGAUCAAAUCUGUGAUUUUAUACUCCAUAUUAUUCCCAUCCCAAGUUUCUUUGACUCAUAUUUUGUUCAUGUUUUUGACACUGGGAUAUGAUUUAUUAUAGAGAACCUGUCUUGCUGGGGUCAUUUUUUUUUUCAUCUGAAAAAUUAAGAUAUUUUAGAGUCUCUGUGGUGGUCAAGUACAAAUACCGUAAUCAUUAAAAGCCAUGAUGAACAUUAAAUCAUUUGAGAUGCUCAUAUUAAACAAAAGAAUAGUCAUCAUAGAUUUAACAUUUAAAUUCCAACUGAGUCUUAAAAUGAAGAGUCAAAUUUGAAGAUGCUUGACUUAUCAGUGAUGCUAUGUUUAAUUUCUGUCUGUACAUCCAUGCAAACUGUUCAUGUUCUUGGGACGCAUAAAUCUUUUUCAUUGAAACAGGAAAUGACCCUGAGUGAAUGAUGGCAUACUGACCUUUGUACAUUACACUAAUUUAGAGCAUAAGUGCCAAAACAGUCACUGUGUUGAUUUAGAUGUGAUUCACUUCCACACUUUUACUUCCCUGAUCCUCAUCUAUUACAGGCUUUAAGUUCCUUUUCUCUGUAAAUAAACUUCCUCUGUUUCCACAGGGACUUUCCUCCUCCGACAAAUUGCAGCUCAUUUGGGUGAAAGCGAUGAAUCAUCAUAUGAACCCAAAACAGGGGCAGUACCAGUGAACUAUAUGAUGAGCAAUUGAAUAUUUCUUCAUCAACUUGGAGUUUCACUGAACAGAAGUUUGAGCUUUUGGAGUAACUUUCUUUCCCCCUGCAUUUACUACCAGCCCAGACCUCAGAAUAGACUUUUACACAUUUCUUACACACUUCUCUUGUAUUUUCCUCCAAUAAUGGUGCACAGCUUUUAGCCACUGACUUAUAGAUUCUGUGGUAACACAGGGGGAGUUACUCUUGAACAUGUAAGUGAAAGGGAACAAGAUCAGGGUUAAGGUGAAGGUAAAACUAUGAAUGUGAAAAAUAUAAAUAUGCAACGAUAAAACUGUGGGUAGAGAAAUCUUGAAACCUGCAUGUAAAAAGUGUAAAACAACAUCAUAUUUAAAUGUAGCUUUACCUAAGAUGCCUGUAACUUUCAAGGAAGGAUUUAGGUCUGCAUGUUAACUACAGAUAUUUACAUUUUAUGCAUUAUUAUAUAUGUUAUUAUAUGUGUCUGUGCUUUUACAAAGAUCUUGCAACAGUACAAAGUACCUCUAGAGUUUAUAAUCAGUACAAUUUCCUGCAUUUUUACCUAAUACCCACUAGAGGGGGUAACGCAACCACAUAUAGAGGGCAGAACAAUUGCUGUGUCUUGAGUGUUGGAAAUUAUGCAGACUGAGAAACAAUGAGAACAUUUUUAAAAUUGACUUCAACACCAACAUAAACAAUGUAGUGAAGAACUUAAGAGCUCUAGGUUUUUGCUGUAAUUGUCUCCACAUCUUUCAUAUAUUUCAGGCGUUAACCAGGACAUGACAAAUAUUUCACUCACUGAGGACGGAUGAAAAGGGCACAGAGGACAUGACUUCUUUGAGAGGGAAAAAGGUCAUGUGCAAGUAUCCCUACAGCUGAUUCACCUCCUUUUCUCCCAUUGCCCGAAAUGACCACCAGAAAAAGUUCACCAGAUGUAAAAUGAACAGCUUGAAUCAGUGUGACCACUGAGGGAAGAAGAGCACAUGGGGUGUUAACAGGAAAGAGGGUCUCACUUCAAGUCGAGACACACGUUCAAAGGAAGAAACAUAUACACUCGAGCACACACUUUAAGGAUUGUGUAGAGGGAGUGCACACACUCAAACACACGCAGACAUCAGUGAUCCUUAGUGUUGCCCCUUGCUGUGCAACACCAUUUACCCAGAUUCCUGGCCUCUGUUUAUUUGCUCUCAUGUCUGCUCUGAUGAAUUGUCUCAGUGCACUGCCCUCUGAGUUUUGUUUUUGCUUCUGUGUCUUUCUCCUCUUUUCUCAGCCUCUCUAUAUUGAUAUCCAAAUAUUACUAAAGCACAGCAGACAUUGUUCUUUUAACUGUUUCCUCAUUUCAAAACUUUAUGGAUGAGAAAAGCUGAGAAGGUGCCAGAGCCCUACCUGUGAACAGCACGUGAGAAAUGUAUAAAGAUCAUGGAGUUCACAUCAUAUCACACAGCAGGUUGUUGGUGCCAUGUUUCGGGGCUUGUAAUGAUUGACAUCUGUGGGUUAUCAUGCAUGUGAAUGUGAGGUGCUGCAGCAGGGGAGCUGAGGUGGAGUCCCAAUGUUUUAGUGGCAUGUUUAUAUUUGUUCUCUCAUGUGCAUGUGCUUCUCUGCAAGUCUCUGGACUUGAGUCCACCUUAGGCCUAAUGUGAGGGGAUCCACCAAAAGUUUCCUUCAACAGCUGAGGGAAAACAAAGCUGAGAAAACAUCCUUGUUAUGUUUUCAGAAAAGUUAGAGUCUGACCCACAGGGAGGAGAAAAAUGAAGACAUCUAGGUUGAUAUGAAGUUAAACACCCUUUAAAAUACUUUCUUGAAUUGAUUCUGCCAUCAAAUGUGAAAUGAGAAUAUCUUCAUCAAAUGCUGUUGACACAAUCAUGUAAACCUUUAGUGAUUUAAAACUGGUAACACAGGAUGAUCAAUAUGAAACACCAACAUCAAACUAAAGGAAAGUGCCAUAACAUUGUCAGACUUGAAAUCCUACCUGUUGUCAAAACCUGCUGCCUACACUACCCAUAAUCCAAUCUUACUUCUGACAGAUUUUGGGUGUCCCAUACUAGUAGCAGGUAAUGUUCCUCCUUUAUUGAUUUAAACUGCACGUCUGAAGCCACAGCAGACAGAGUCCAGUGACAACAGAGGCCUACAAGGAUUUUUGUAACUUUUUACUCCAUUAACAGUAGUGCUAAACAAAACCCUUCAACAUUAAAUCUAAGAAAUACCCCAUUAAAUCCUCAUUUGUAUUUUUGUCAGAGAUUCUGCCAUCAAGACUGCCAUAGAGAAAGUGUUUUUCAAUCUUUCUGAGAGGUUUUGAAUAGACUUUUCUAAUCUGCCCAAGCCGUCUUUCCUCAGAGUUUAAAAGGGAUUCAGGUCAAACCUCAGACUGAAGUUUGUAAGCAGCAACAGAACAACCGAGACAAUUUGGAAAAUCUGUCAUCUGUUGAUGUUUGCAGCCAGAGCUCCAGUCCAGGUCCUCACAAACCGUCAUGUUGAACAUCCAGACUUCAUGCCGGGCAACAGUAAGAGACAAAUGAUGUAAGCAAAGUUCCCUUACUGCCAGAGACAUCGAGCUCAGAGACUGAGGACAGGCCAAAACUUGAGUCAAGCUGGGUCGCCACAGUCCAAACCUCAUCAUGGAGAGAAACAAGUGGAAAGUCAGACAAAGUUACUCUUCUGUCACCCAAGGCUGUAAGAAGGAGAUGCUAAACAGUAAGAGCAAACGCUGACCAAAUACUUUCCAGUUUUUGACCUAAAAAUAAUCCUUUACAAUCCCUGCAGACUGAAGUCUUUAUAGGUGUGGUUGCAAAGGGAACAAAACUCCUGACUUAAUUAAAAGCCCCGUAAAUAGGUCUAAUAAAAAAAGACCUGAAUGUAACAAAACAGUACAAGUUUAAAUGUUUAUUAGGUAAGAAAACCUUUUAAAAUAUUCUUAUUUAAAAGUCAAGACAACAGUGAGAUGACCUACGCACUGUCUUAGCCUCUGGCUCCCACCCCAGUCCAGACACUUGUACUCUCUGCGGCCUUUGAAAUCAAACAGUUAUGAAACCUCCACUUUCUCCUGACUCAACAUCAGUCAGUUGAGAAAGUCCUCUUUGACCAGAUUGCUGCUGACCACGGCAUGUACAGCGAGAAUCUCCUUAGCCUGACCAGCUGUCUUUAUGCUCUGACUACUCAUUCACUCAGUCUCUGGUCCGCUGCAUUCCUUCCAUAUCAUCCAUAUAAAACCCGAGUUUAUGUAAUGUAUGAAAAAACUGAAGGGAACUCAAUCUCAGCCUACACACAUAAACAUGUGUGCUGUCUGUCUUGCGCUGCAUAUAUCGCUGCAUAUAUUUGUGUUAAUAUCCCUGUUGGGACUUUGUGUGGACUUGUAUUAAUCCAUGACUAAUGUGUGUGAGCGUUUCUGUGCUGGACGCAGAAUGUAAAGGACUGUGGGAGCACUGUGGGAGCUGACUCACGAAGGACAUGCAACGACAGAUGCACAGCUGCUGACCCACAUGUUUGUGUAAGUGUAAAUUAAUGCUGUAUGUAAGUUACUACUUAUUGUUCUAAUGGGACUGUUUCCUCUCAGGGUCUGUCUAUGUGGCCCAAGAAUUCAUAUAUUCUUUUAGGAGUAAUUUGAGCGUCAUUUUUGGGCUUUUAUUUUAUGAAGUCGAGGAGAGGCCUGUAAUAUUUUGGAAAAGAGGUUGGGGGGUCAUGACAUGCAGCAGAGAACUAAACUAGGACUUGGACUUGCAACCACUGUGUCAAGGACUCUAACCUCCAAGCUAAAGCAGUGACUUUGUUUCAUUUCUAACAGUGUACCAUGCAAAGUUGGUGUUUUUGCCUUACUGUGUGAACAUUUAUCCCUCUUGUACUCCAGAAACAUCAGAUUUUGUUGAUAAUCUGUUAACAUAGCCCUCUAAUGCCUGAAACCACAAAUUAUGGCCAGAAAAUUCAAAUUUUUUUGGAGUUGAAAUGUUUAUUUCACUUCCUGCUGAAAACCAAAGAAAUCAAAAUGUCCUUAAAAUUUAACAAAUAUAUAAAUUUAUCUCCUUUUGUACAUUAGAUGUUUUUGGAAACUGAUAAACCACAAGAAGACAUUUUUAUCAUUAUUGGACUGUAUUCAGGUGUUUGAUAGAAGUGUAUAAAAGUGUGUAUCAUAUAUGAUACAAAGGCCAUUAAAGGGAUAGUCUCUCCUAAACUUCUGCGUUGACUGUUCCUGUUUUCCUCAAAAGCGGUAAGAUUCCCUCCCGUUGUCUUCUAGAUUUACUUACUGGAAUGAAGGCUGGAAGGUUCAUGAAAGGGGCAGCCACAGUUUGGAUACAAACAAGAAACCUGCUCGGUGUAUGUUACUCAUAAACACCCAAAUGAGUUUAUGCCAACAAAUGCACAUUAACCCAUACACUUGCACGCUGCUCAUGCAUCAUUGAGUUUCCUUGUUACACUGCCCGCACAAGCAACAGCACAACCUUUUCAUGUCAACCUUGAAUAGAAGCAUAAAAUACCGGCUUCCUCACACACACUCAACUCUCUCUCGAGAGAGAGUCUUUCUGCGGUCUUUUACAACUUCACUGUUUCUUUACCAGGAGACUCAUAAAGACCAAUCUCCUCGCGGGGAGCUUUUCUUCCUUUCAACUAAUCUUUCCCCUCGUCUAAUGGAUUACUGAAUGGGCGAUUAAAGCCUUCUGCUGUUGACUAAUGAGCGCACUUUCUGUGGCUUUAGUACCACAAGUGAAAUGAACCUUACUGUAGUGAUGGAGAAACUGUGAUUCAUUACUUUUUUUUCUCGUCCUUAUUUGACAUUUUUUUUAAACCCUCCAGCUGGCUUGAAGGUCUCUGCAGAAAUUCUUGAAGGUCUUUCCAUGAUGUGUCUGGAGAGCAAUGGCAUUGAAAGAAAAUGGAAACAGAGAUAACAAAGAACACAACGUGAAGAGUGUGAAAGGAAAACAAUGAGAGGAUGGCCUUGUAUAAGCAGGAAUGAGCAGGGAAUAUAGUUUGAUAAAGGAGAGCAGCUUGAGAUCAGGAUCGAGCUUCAGCUCCAGGGAACAGACUCAGUAAAAGUGAGAAUCAGCUGCUACUUCUUCUGUUUCUGGCUGUGGAUCAAACAGCCCGUGCAGUGUGAAGCUACAUACCGUACACACAUGGUGUAAUCUGCCUGAAACACUGGGCGGCCCAGUGAAAUUGGGGCUGCAUUGCCCCCUGAAACCAAACCCUUUUUUUCUGCUUUGCUUCUCAGUGAGUCAUCAGAGUAGAUGUUUAGUUGGGGAUUUUUGUUUGUGCAUGACUGUUUACAUCGCACUUUCAGAGAAUUUAAGAGACUGCAAGAUGUUAUUUUGGGGUUUUGAGUUGCACCUGUGUCAAUUCAAUCUGCCAGUUCUAGAAAAAAAGAAAUCAGAUGUUCUCUAUUUAUAUUAAUUUAACGAUUUGCAAUCAUUUUUGAUAAACCAGCACCUAAAACAUCUGUUGGAGUUUGCGCAGCUCAGUACCGCUCUGCAGGCUCCAGCAGACGUAAUCCGUCAGUUGUGUGAACAGAGGAAUGUGAAACAAAUGUGCAGCCUUUUAAGUUUGCAAUGGUCCACAAAAAAAAAAAAAGAAAAAAAAGAAAAAAAGGGAAGAAAGAGAAGAAGCAAUUGGAAAGUGAAGGAAUUCCUUCCCAGCAGGAAAUAAACGUUCUCUCUGCAGUGAUCUUUUAAUUUCCUCAGCGGGCCUCAAGAGUCAUAUCCAAACAAAAUGCAUCUGAGAGAGAGUGAAAAACAUGAGAGUGUAACCUGUCAGAUCUGUCCACAGGCCAAACACCACAAACACUCUGUUUUCCCAAUAGUUUAAAAGGCCAGUCAUCACUUUACUUAUCAUCACCUCUUCCUGAUAAAUACACCACAUGUAGCCUGUUCUGUACCAUUAAAGGGAUGCCACAAUUAUUCUGAAGAUAUUUGGGUGUGACUCCAACAUGAUACAACAUCUCAGCCCUGUUGUUUAUCUCUGUGUUUCCGUCUCUUGGUUCAAAUACAGCAACUGUUGUGAGCACAGAGAUUAAGGAUAGGAUAAGAGCCUCGGGGCGAGGCGUUGCUCCUCUCCCUAAUCACCGGGUUGGUCCUUCUGGUCACCCAUAAGCAUCACCUUCUUAACAAUCACUGCACUCACACACAUCCAUACACAGACGUUUAAACAUAAACACACAUGCAUACAUGAUAGAAACGAGCUAUAUUUGGAAACGAUAAAUAUAGAGCAGCAAUGCAUGAGCACAGACGUUUGGUAGUGCAUUUAACAUAUGACACACGCCAAGUGAAGAAAAAUCUGUUUUUUAACACAGAGUGACAAAGUCUGUGGGUAAACAUGACAAACUGGUUUAUUGAGUGUGGCUAAUGUGAGCGGAUAUUGCACCACCAGCCUUCAGCCCUUCUUGCAGGUUCAUGUCCACAUGCCUAUGCUGGUUAUGUAUUUCUCCAGUUCGGUUGUCAUAUGCCUGAUGCAGUCACUUGACUAUAUCUGCACUACAAGAUGCCAUCUGUCAUCUGUGCCCUUUUACAUCCAGUUUACAGGGCAUCAUAGCAGUAACAGUCAGACCAGAGCAAUAGCCUCAGCCACCUUAGAUACAACAUGACCAGCCAAUCUGGGUCUACAACAGGAGAAAUAUAUGUAUUAAAUGUAAAUAUAUUUAUGUAUAUGGUUCUUACUGCUGUGACAACAAAUAAGUCUGAAUUUUUUCUCAACCUGAUCUCAACUCUCUUUAGAGGGUCUAUAUUUUCCCACUUUUGUCCAAAUUCACCAAUCAUUUCCUAAAACAGGAAUCACCAAUGACCCUAUGAGCUAAUGUCAACAGAGCAUCAGCGAUAAAUCAAAAUCUUUCAUGAAAGUUUUCUUAAAAAAAGAGCAAAAGGUCAAAUUUCUAUUCAUGCAACUUAUUCUUCAAUUUAAGAUAAUCAACCUUAAUUUUCAUGGUUUAGUUUGCUUUUACUGCUCAUGACUUCAGUUUUCAGCCUGUUCUAUAAAAUGUGUAAAACUCCUCACAGAAGCUUUAAUAUGUACGUGCUUCAUCGUUGCAACAACACAGGAAACAAGAUGUCCUGCUCUGCUCUCAGUGUGAUAUAUCUUUAUCUGAAUCACGUUUUGAGUGAAUUUGUUUAGAUUUUCUGCAGGUUGUAGAAGAGUAAUAUUUUCAUAAGAAAGCAUCUCACAUGAGAUUGAUUUCCUGGCAGAUAAAACUUCAGAAAUUUAUUAUGGAUAUCGAACAGAAAGUGAUUUUAAUCAGAGAACAAAAUGACAGAGAAUAUCGCACUGGGGAAAUAUCUAGGCAAUAGGUCAGCCUGUUUUUGUUGCCCUCAGUUUAUUGAGGUGUAACAUUUUCUCAUGCAGAUGUUUUGGCUUGGAAAUUGUCAUAAAACUCCCACACAUGUCCUCAGACACAUUUCCUUCAUGCCGCCUCUCAUCCCCCGCAUAUGUUUCUGAUUUCUAUGCACUUUUUUUGGACUUUCUCCGGUGCCCCCGAGUGCCGAACGAGCAUCAGACAUCUUGUUUUGAUUUUCCAAGACAUGUUAUAAGGCGGGAAUGUUCUUUUCUUGAUUUAUUUCUUUCUAAAAACUUCCCAGUUUCUCUUUUUCAUGCAAUCAGAGGGCAUGGGACAAGACACAGAGGUUUCAUUAAUUACCCAUGGGCUUUUGUCAUUGUUUAAGACUUUCACACUCAUCAGGGUUCCACCAAUGAGAGAGGGGGCUUUUUAUACGCCCCGACCCCCCCAACCCCCCUGGCUCACACACAGGAGAUGUGUCUAAGAUUGUCACAGUGGACUUGGUUACAAAGAGCACCAGUGGCCUUUUGGAGGGCGUUUUAGGCCACACCGAGGCAUCACUUACCGUGUGUGUUGAAGGAUCUUGGAUGUAGAAAUAAAAAAAAAAAAUCUAUUUAUUUAUUUUAUUAUAAGAAAUUAUGUAUUUUUUCAAACAUGAACAAACAGAGGACACAAAAGCUCUGAAAAUAAAUUGGAUGAAAACGUUAUUACAUCCUCUGACACUUUUCUAAAUACAUAUUUGUAUCACUUGUUGCUACUUUACUCUGGUAUUUUUAUGAAUAUCUAUUUGAAUUUGACCGUAUUGACUUUUAUCCUUUUUUAAAAUGACUUAUUGCUCAUACGACUACUUUACAAAUUGUUUUAAUAGUGUAGAGAAACUACAGAGCAGUCUAUUAUACACAGUAUAAAAUGACUACUUAUGGUGAUUUAUAUUCCACUGUCAUGACUUAGUGUAAAGGUCAUGACAACUCAAUGAUUAUUUUUGAAAAUCUGUUUGAAAUCUGAAUUUGAUUAAAAAGGAGAUGCCUCUAAAUAAAGUUUGAGUAAAUAUAAAUGAACAUAUAUAAAAAAGAUUUUACCAUACAAAGUUGGUAACCUAAAACAAUAGAUGGUGCUGAAGGUCACAUUCUGGUUCAGCCAUUCAGUAAAAGGAAAUACUCUUACAAAACAACUUCAUUGUAUAAAGUGAGUCAACUUAGAGGUAAGUUAAAGUCAAAGUGGCUGAUAUUUGAUUUUUUUUUCCUUCUCAAAUCUCAGAUUAAGUCUAAUAAAAUGAAGUUCUGGAUUAAGUUGUAGUUCAAAUGUCAUUUUUUACCCUUUUACAAAAAAGUUUUCAACACUUUCAAUCACAUAUGAGAAUUAAAAUCAAUACUUCACCUCUCAAUUCAAAACCUGCUUUAUUUUUUGUUUCCUACUUUUGUAAUAAUAGAAUAAAAAGUCCAGUUUCAGAAACGUUUCAAUACAAGUCCUUGCAUGUACAUGCGGUUUAGCUCAGGUUUGUCACGGAGCCAAUGAAUUGUUUUUUUUUUUUCUGCCUUAUUUCCUCCUGCUUUCUUCUUUAAUAAAACUGUAAAGUAUUCUGACAUACCUGUACUUUAAUAAAUCUAACAGCCUAGAUGAUAGUUUUUAAUCAACCGUAAUUGUACCCUUUAAUCCAGAUUUAUUCAGAGUCCUUGCUGCCCUGCAGAGUUUCAGCCUCUCGGUGUGAAGAAGAU